AUGAAUGACGCGUUACCGCCACCCCGCUCUUCUCCAGAACCGAUCGAGGAACUUGCUCGACUUGCAGGAGAACGGAUGGAGCAAAACCAAGCUAUGGACAGGAAGCAGCGGUCCUCUUCUGCUGCUGGGGAGGACGAAUCUGGGGAUGUUGAGGGGGAGAGAACACAGAACAAGCAGCGGCGCAAAAGGACGACGCCCCAAGACCAAGCUAAACUCGAGGCGGAAUAUAAGUUGAAUCCCAAACCGAACAAAGCUGCACGCGCCGAGAUAGUAAAAAAUGUGUCGCUCAACGAGAAAGAAGUGCAGAUAUGGUUCCAGAAUCGACGACAGAUAAAUCGGAGAAAGUCGCGUCCACUACUACCACAUGAGAUUGCAGCUUUUGGACUCGGAGGAAUGCCCGCCUUGUCUUCGGAUCCUGUAUCGUCAUCGUCUUCUAGUGGUCCGGAAAGCGAGGAGAAUGGUGCUGGGUCAAAGGAGGUCGCAGCAAUUCAAGAAGACGUAGCAAGUCAUGCACUAGAACUUGUCGAACCACGAAAUGCAAAUGGGAAUGUGGAGGAGGAACCUGAGUUAGAAGUCAUACCUUCGAGCCAAGUAGACCCGGAUCUCCGGGAAGACCUCAAGGAGCAAGCUGAUGCGGUUGUGGAGGCUAUGAGCAACCCCAACAGCUCCUCCUCUGACAACGUCUCCAAGUCGUUCUCGUCAACGCCUGGUUACUUGGCCAAUCGGUGGAAUACUAUGCAUAGCUCUUUUUCGACGCCAUCAGCAUCCCAAGUACCAAUCGCCACGACACCUCCAGUUGCCGCAAUAAGUCAACCAUCAUCGUGUCCCGAAAGACUUGAGAGCUCUCAGCGCACUCCAUCCUCUCGUGUGCGUUUAUCGAUGUCUCUGGACGGUAAAGCAGAACUUAUUGAAGGGGAAUCAUCGCCGUCGCCACCCCGAGCAAUUGCUCCACGUCCGACCUCCUCCUCCUCUUUCCUUCAGCGGAAUAGAAGAACGCUCCAAAGAAGUCAAAGUGCUUUACCACUCACUUUCCCAAGACCUGACAGCUCGCCACCUAUUCCGUUCGCUCCUCAAAUGCCCUCAGGUCGCUCUAGAGAUGCUCGUACAUGGGAAUUCUGCUGUGAUGCAGAUGCUCAAGAUGAACUAACAACCCAAGCUGAAAGUGAGACAGCAGGAUCGGCUGUUGCUGCAAUAGGUCUACUUAGGUCGACAAGCAACUCUGGACUAAAACCAAGUAGCAACAAACGGAACGCACCGGCUACAAAACGAGAUGGUGGUGCAGCUGGAAAAAAACUCAAAUUGGGGAGGUCGACUUCAAGCGUGGCAAGGUUACAAAAUACUCCUAUGACAUUGAAGCUGCCACAACCGGAGAAGGACGUCCCGGCGAAGGAUAGUCUGGUACGAUCGCCUUCCGGAGAUUCCGACAAAGAGAACUGGGCUCCCCCCGAGAAUGGCGUUAAUUCUCGAAGACGACCAUUACCAUCGGGCAAAACUACCAAGCAAAGCGCUCCUCGGGCAGUCCUUGGUGACAACACUAAUGUACCAACACACGCUCUGAAUUUCGGCGGGCCCGAGAAAAGACGACGAAAGAACAAAAACGCGACUGUUGAGAUCCUCGAGGACCAGGAGAAUGUACCAAACGAAGGCGGCGAAGUAGAGAGCUUUAUGAAAGGUGCGGUUAGUCCGAGUAAGAAGGGUGAUUUGGACUGUGUUCAGGGGUUACUGUCUUUGAGUCAGGGUAACUGGCGGUAG
Messenger RNA from Glarea lozoyensis ATCC 20868, 1752 nucleotides. Its product is annotated as Homeo. Gene Ontology annotation, biological process: regulation of DNA-templated transcription. The transcript has 4 exons. Gene Ontology annotation, cellular component: nucleus. Gene Ontology annotation, molecular function: transcription cis-regulatory region binding; DNA-binding transcription factor activity, RNA polymerase II-specific. The record is from RefSeq and is a predicted model, not a curated record. Bases 1 to 1752 code for a protein of 583 amino acids. NCBI's taxonomy places the organism in Eukaryota, Fungi, Ascomycota, Leotiomycetes, Helotiales, Helotiaceae.